This is a messenger RNA of Acanthoscelides obtectus, 414 nucleotides long. NCBI's taxonomy places the organism in Eukaryota, Metazoa, Arthropoda, Insecta, Coleoptera, Chrysomelidae. The record is from the annotation of a GenBank genome assembly.
AUGAGUUGUUUUAUCUUGCAUAAUGUGGCUAAGCACCUUAAUGAUGAAGAUUUUGCUGUUGAUAUACCGGGAGAUGGCGAACAAGAAGAAAUCCAUAAUCAACAUGGUGCUGACUAUGCAGAUGGAGUGAUACGUCAGAGAGAAGGCUCCUUACUGGGUCCGGCUUUCAUUGUGGUAGCUUUCAGUACUGGUCCUGAACUUCCAGAUGCUUCUUCGAAGAGACCUACACUGGACAGAAUGUUCGCGACGUCACAAAGAAAUGAUGAUGGUUUGCGGCCGUCUUACAAUAUCUCUUUACUUAUAGCAAAAUCCGGAAAACCGCAUACUAUCGGAGAGAAGUUAAUUUUGCCAGCCGUUGAAGAGGUUUUAAAAACUGUUUUACACAAACCUGCAACUGACAUCAUGAAGAAUUAA